UAGAUGUCGCGGGCAUAGAGUGGCCAAGGUGCCGCUCUACAUCCGGAUCCUGCGGCGCUGCCUUCGGCCGAUGGGGUCCGAGCUGUAGUCGGGUGCCGGCAGAGGCCGGGCGUAUCAAUGAGGAGGGUGCUGCGCCCGCUCUCCGCUCCUUUCGCCUCACACCCGCGCUUCAACCGGCGUCGGCGUCGGCGGCGCAGGUGGUGACCGAGCGAGUAGCCCGAAAGCGGGGAGAAUGCUGCCGGCUUUGGCCGCCCGGCGGAGGGGGUGGGGCUGUUUCUACCAACUUCACCUGCUGAGGCGGAGGGUCCCGCGGCCGUUGGGCCCUCCCUUCGCCAGGACGGCCUGCCACGGAUGGCAGGUGCCUAUUAAAUUUCAAAGUACCUUGCCCAAGCUGCCAGCUAGCUAUCUUCCUGUACAUACAAGUCAAGUAAGAGUUUAUACCUCUGAUGGUCAGAAAGAGAACACAGGAGCACAAGAUCCAAGUUCUUCAUCAAGUUCUGCAGGCAGUGCACAAAAGAUACCAACAGCCCAGGCUGCUGGCAGUCAACCGUCACCGUUGCCACACCCAAUUCAAGUAAAAGUGAAAGCUGUGCUUAAAAAGAGAGAAUAUGGACCAAAAUACAUGAAGAAUAAUUUCAUCACUGGUGUCAGAGCAAUAAAUGAGUUCUGUCUGAAAUCCAGUGACUUAGAUCAGCUCAGGAAAAUCAGGCGGCGAAGCCCUCAUGAUGAUACAGAAACUUUCACUGUGUUUUUGAGAUCAGAUGUGGAGGCCAAAGCUUUAGAAGUCUGGGGAAGUCUAGAAGCUCUUGCUCGAGAGAGGAAAAGGCGUAAAGAAGCAGAAGUAAAACACAGAGAAGAUUUAUUCAGAAACCAAAGACUGUUAAAGGAAUACAAAGACUUCUUAGGAGAAACUAAGCCACGUUCCACCACAUCAGCUCUGUUUUUCAGUGGACCAGGAAAAGUGGUGAUGGUUGCUGUUUGCAUAAAUGGCCUGAAUUUUUUCUUCAAGCUGCUGGCUUGGAUUUAUACGGGUUCUGCAAGCAUGUUUUCAGAAGCCAUACAUUCUUUAGCAGAUACUUGCAAUCAAAUUUUACUAGCAGUGGGAAUCAGCCAGUCUGCGAGGACACCAGACCCAAGUCAUCCGUAUGGCUUCACAAACAUGCGCUACAUUGCAUCAUUGAUUAGCGGAGUUGGCAUUUUCAUGAUGGGUGCAGGACUUUCUUGGUAUCAUGGUAUUGUAGGUUUGCUUAAUCCACAGCCUAUGGAAUCUCUUCUUUGGGCUUAUUGUAUUUUAGCAGGAUCAGUGGUCUCUGAAGGAGCUACUCUUCUUGUAGCUAUAAACGAAAUUCGAAAGAGUGCUCGGGCGAAAGGCAUGUCCUUCUACCAGUACGUUACGCAGGGUCGUGAUCCAAGUACAAAUGUUGUGCUCCUAGAAGACAUGGCAGCAGUUCUGGGUGUGACGUUAGCUGCUACUUGUAUGGGUUUGACCUCUAUAACAGGUAACCCACACUAUGACAGUCUGGGAUCUCUUGGUGUGGGAACUUUAUUAGGAAUCGUGUCAGCAUUUCUUAUCUAUACCAACACGGAAGCAUUGCUGGGCCGAUCUAUCCAGGCUGACCAACUACAGAGGCUUACAGAGCUUUUGGAGAGCGACCCUGCAGUAAGAGCAAUUCAUGAUGUUAAAGCUACAGAUAUGGGGAUGAGCAAAGUGAGAUUCAAAGCAGAAGUAGAUUUUGAUGGACGGAUUGUUACUCGAUCUUACCUGGAGAAACAAGACAUUGAACAGCUGCUACAAGAAAUCCAGCAGGUGAAGACGCUCGAAGAAUUAGAGGUGUUCAUGCUUAAACAUGGUGAAAAUAUAAUUGACACACUAGGAGCAGAAGUGGACCGGCUUGAGAAAGAGCUAAAGAAACGCAAUCCUGAGGUGCGACAUGUAGAUCUGGAAAUACUGUAGACUUCAUGGAAACAUUGUUCCAAGUUUCCCCGCCGGAUCCGCUAUUUUGAGGAACAGAACAACUACUAGAACUGCAGGAAUCCCAAGAUGCUGCAGCAAAUAAGCAUUCUGAUUUUAGUGCUGGUUUCUUUUUCCUCUGAAGGAAAAUGGCUGUGAACUGUUCACCACGAUAGCUGCCAUCUCUUUGCAUAUGAAUCUGUAGUAAAGAUGACUAUUUGGGACUAGAAACUUGAAAUUAAGUUAUUGAAGUGUCAUUUUCUGAAAACUCACAUUAUAUAUUUGCUGCCGUGUUUCAAAUUUUUGUAUCUUGUUUGCACAUUCAGUUCCUAUGCAACUGCUGUUUUAAGGCAUUUGCUAGAGAUGCUGAAGAUGUUUCCAUGUUUCCUUAAUGGCUGCAUUCCUCCUUGAAUCAAACAGAUAUAACCUUGCUCUGGCUUCUCUUGUAUGAACCUGGCAAGAUCCUUGCCCUUUCCCUCCUUAUCAUCAGCUGGAAAUCUACGUUCCUUACAAUGUUUAGCCAUUGUUGACAUGAGACCAAUGUGGACUCUGUCCUCCAUUGUCAUAGACCCAGCAAGGUUACUACAUAAGGUGUAUUUAAAUAAGAGAACUUGAUAUAUGGCUCAUUCCUUCUAUUAGACUUAUUCUUACUUUGGGCAAAAUCUGCCACUUCUGGCCAUGAGAUUUGGGUAGAUUGUGCAGUUUUGUUAUCAUGACGGUGAUAUGUUCCCAAUUAGACAGUUUGUACUAACCUAAUACAUAGGGUCUUUUGAUCCACUAAUUGGUCUACUUACUGCUGAAUUUGUAAUGCCUGAAGCUAAAGUGUGAUGACAGUUUGUUACACUGAUGUAACACACUAAGUAGCCAUUAUUCUUUCAGUUGUCCUCUGUUCUAUGCCAUAUAUUAGUUGUUUAUACAUGCAAGAAGUGUGGAGUAGGACUUUAACAAGGUAUAAAAUACACUGAGACUGUUUAUAAUACUAGUAGAAUGAAGAUCCAGAAUCAAAAGGGUUGUGCAACUAAUUCCAUAUACUAAUUAGGGCCUUGGAGUUGUGUUUUUCAAAUAGCAUAACGUGUUUGAAAUAGAUGGGGAUUUCAAAAGCAGCACAUUAUAAUUUAAUGUGUCUGCUGUUUAAAGGAGAGAGCUUAAUCUCACAAAAAUAAAAUUUCAAGUAACUGUUAGGAUCCCAGCUAAGAAUAUUCAAUUUUUUCAAAAUAACUGAAUAGUGUCUCUUGCUUGGAAUAGUAAAUGAAUUUUUUCUAGAUGAAAUGCUUUGUCUAGGAAUAAAACAGCCACAUUGAACGUGUCAGUCGCUUUCAGUUCCCUUACAGCCACAAGUUCACACUUUGGGCCCUCACAAUGAGAGUCUGGAAAUCCAAAUACUGAAACCUGUGUGGCAGCAAAGGAGAGGUUAAGGGGACUGUGACGUUUACCAUUAUUGGAGAAUCAGUACACAUCAUGGAGUCUUGCAGCUGGUCCACACAUGCAUGUAUAUCUCUUGCUGCUCAGCACUUGAGGCUGCCGAUGUCAACUGGCUCCACUGAAAAAUAGUGUGCUUGAGGCAGUAUAAUGGAACACUGCCUGUGUGGUUGGAUCUGUGAUGGCUCACUCAUUGAUACGUGUUUCCCUUUGACUGUUGCUAUGGUAUAAUAUACAUGCAUGUGUGAGCCACCUGUUUGUAACCAAAACAAGUAGAAUACAUUUGCAAGUAAAAUAUUCUAUGCACUUUAAAAAAUACUGAAGUUCUUUGUCUGAAGGACUUUGAAUCCCCAGGUUGCUAAGUGGUUCAAAGUGGGCCUGGUGGCAUUCUGGAACACUGGCAUGGAAACCUGUUAUGAGAAGCAAUAUGUAUUGGUGAUAAAAAAUUACGGCAAAGACCAAAAUGUGUCAGCAUUAGCUUAGUUUAUAAAUUUAAAAUGUCAUUUCUGGAAGUUGUAUCAUUUUGGGUUUGCACAUGCAUUGACAAUUGCUUGCAUUAUUUUAGUGCAGGAAUGUUGCAGAUCUUUGGUUUUAGAAAAAAAUGUUGUACAUAUUGUAAUUAGCAUGUAAAGCUUAGUGUGUGUGCUUUGUUACAUAUAUUUAGAAGUAAAGAACCGACUCCUUUUAUGUUUUCA
This is a messenger RNA of Pogona vitticeps (central bearded dragon), 4065 nucleotides long. RefSeq names its product solute carrier family 30 member 9 (gene SLC30A9). Gene Ontology annotation, molecular function: monoatomic cation transmembrane transporter activity. Gene Ontology annotation, cellular component: endoplasmic reticulum; membrane. NCBI's taxonomy places the organism in Eukaryota, Metazoa, Chordata, Lepidosauria, Squamata, Agamidae. The record is from RefSeq and is a predicted model, not a curated record. Gene Ontology annotation, biological process: zinc ion transport; transmembrane transport; intracellular zinc ion homeostasis.